Nelumbo nucifera (sacred lotus) is the source of this 1403-nucleotide messenger RNA. RefSeq names its product ethylene-responsive transcription factor ERF026-like. Gene Ontology annotation, biological process: regulation of DNA-templated transcription. NCBI's taxonomy places the organism in Eukaryota, Viridiplantae, Streptophyta, Magnoliopsida, Proteales, Nelumbonaceae. Gene Ontology annotation, molecular function: DNA binding; DNA-binding transcription factor activity. The record is from RefSeq and is a predicted model, not a curated record.
UCUCACUCAAAGUCUCCAAGUCGCAGUCACAGACGAAAAGUGAUCCUUUUUUGUUAGAGCUAGCCACGAGCAUAGCAAGCAGAGAGAGAGAGAGAAGAUGGGUGAUAGGUCAUAGAUUAUGAUGAGUGAUGGUUAGAUAGGUAACAGCUCACUGCUAGCUUGCGCCUAAUGCGCGUACACAAUUUGUACUCCCAGUCCCACGGUCUCUCACCCGUUAAAAGACAAAAACACUAGAAUCCCAAACGCCAGGAUGGAAUCCGCGAACUACCCACGCAUUUGCGAUUUGCCUCUCUCACUCCUCACUCCUAUAUAAAUUGCUAGCAACUUCCUCUCGUUAACUAAUUCCCUUAACCUUCACACCCUCUCCCGCCCCCCGUGUGUAUUGUUGUUGUAUGGCCAAACCCUCUGCUAACGUGCGCCAGUAAGACCAACUAACACCAGAGCUUGCCCCUGUGGCUGUGGCCUUUUCUUCCACCAUAGACUCUCCUAUCUGUCCCACGUGUGACUCUCCGUCGCCCUCGCCCAGAAUGAUCGUGACAUCGUCCGCUCCCGGCGCCUCUUCUCACCAACCAGUCGCCGGCAAACACCCAAUUUAUCGAGGAAUCCGCUGCCGCAGCGGCAAAUGGGUUUCCGAAAUCCGGGAGCCGCGGAAGUCUACUCGGAUAUGGCUCGGCACGUUCCCCACACCGGAGAUGGCAGCCACCGCCUACGACGUGGCAGCACUUGCUCUCAAGGGUAGUGACGCCGUCCUCAACUUCCCCGAAACUGUCAGCUCAUACCCAAUUCCAGCGUCUGCAUCACCGUCCGACAUACGCGCUGCAGCCGCUGCAGCAGCCGCUUCAAGGCUACCCAAGACGGAAUCCAUCGACGACCAGCCAUUCAGCCACUUGGGGAAUGUGGAGCUCGACACCGACUCCAAUCCUCCCACGUCGAGGGAAGAAUUUAUUGACGAGGAGGCACUGUUUGACAUGCCUAAGCUGCUGGUGAACAUGGCAGAAGGAAUGCUGUUAAGCCCGCCGAGGAUGAAUCCACGAACCAGUGACGACUCGCCGGAAAAUUCAGAUGGAGAAAGCCUAUGGAGCUACACUUGAUCUUGAUAGAACUCCUGCACCACUCACUCAUCAAAUAAAAAAUGAAAAAAAAAAGAUAGUAAUAAAUAAAUAAUGAGUGGUUCGGGUGAUAUGGGUACAUAUAUAAUCGGAUGAUUCAGUCCUCAGACUGUCUUGUUUUUCCACUUUGUGGUUUUUGAAGCUAAGAGGAUCGAUCUCGCGUAGAUCCUACCUACUGACUUUAUUAAAUGCGUGUACCAUGCUUUUGUAAUAUAUGUUUUCUUGUUUUCACGCAGUUACACUUCCUUGUGUUUCGCCAUUAAUUUCAGCAGCUUUCUUUCUGAGUUUCUGUUC